Messenger RNA from Glycine soja, 816 nucleotides. RefSeq lists its product as uncharacterized. The transcript is spliced from 4 exons. Lineage: Eukaryota; Viridiplantae; Streptophyta; Magnoliopsida; Fabales; Fabaceae. Bases 1 to 816 code for a protein of 271 amino acids. The record is from RefSeq and is a predicted model, not a curated record.
AUGGAUCAAUACAUCAGGGACAUUGGAAAUGUUGAGCAGAGAGAUCAAGAGAGUCUACCUGAAGCUUCAAAGUGGUUGCAAAAGAUGAUCAGAAGAUGUCCACACCACAACAUUACUCAACAGAGACUUGCCCAUAUUUUCUAUGGUGGAGUGUCCUCACACAAUAGGACAGGUUUAGAUGUUGCUUGUGAGGGGGAUAUGAGGAUUAUGAAGAAAGGUAUCAACCAGGUAGAGAAAGAUAAUCCCCUAACUGAGUUGGGAAAGCAGAUGCAAGCUCUAACACUGAAGAUUGAGACACUCAUGAUAGCUCAAGCUCAAAAGCAAGAGGACUCUGAGGAGAAGGAAUGCUCUUUCCCAAAAGCUGCAGAUUAUGUCCUUACUAAGAAGAACCAAACACCUAAGAAAGUUGAGGUUCCUACUGAUGGGAAUCUAGUGCUAAUGAAGGAAGGGGGUGAAAAGAAGGAGAUAUUGACAUAUCCACAAUGUUUCGCUGUGGUCCUUAGAAAACUUCCCCCUAAGAUGAAAGACCCCAAUAAAUUUACUAUUCCUUGUUUGAUAGAAGGGUUUUACUUUGAUAAGUGCAUAUGUGAUUUGGAGGCUCGUAUAAAUUUGAUCCCUUGUUCCAUACUUAAGAAGUUGGGCAUCACAAACUUAGAACCUAGUAACAUCACUCUUCACCUUGUUGAUCAUUCAGUUAUCUAUCCUAGAGGGGUGAUUGAGGAUGUGCUGGUUAAGGUGGACAAGUUCAUCUUUUCGGCUGAUUUUGUUAUUUUAGAUAUGGAAGCUGAUGAGAAUGUCCCUAUCAUAUUGGGAUGA